AUGUCAGCACCGACACCCAUGCGUGAUAAAAGCUUCGACUUCUCGGACGGGGAUGUAUUGCUUUCUGCUCCUGGAAACGCUGGAGAUGAUGAAGCCAUCGCUGUCGAUGCUGAAGCUUCAUAUUCAAACAUCACCCCUGUUUACUCGCAGACCCCGGCUGCUGUCGUGUAUUUUCGCAUCCACAAGGCCUUGCUGACAGGACAUCCCUCCAUGUUCACAGACAUGUUUGAGGUCGUGAAUCCCUCUCUUUCUGAGCAGAAUUUAUAUGAUGGUGUACCUUUGAUCGCUUUAUACGACGGGGGGAGUCAUGUAAGGGGGUUUCUCAGAGUAUUAUCCCAACCAGAGACCGUUUUCCUGCCCCGUUAUCAUCACCCAUCGGCCGAGCUGCUGAUGGGUCCGCCUUUGCUAGCUAUUAAAUAUCAAGCAGAUGCAAUAAGAGAUGUCAUUGUUCUGCAUCCAAGGGCUGAUUGGCCUAUAAGCAGUUACGCUGCAUGGAAGAAGAGGCAAUGGCAGGAGCCAAAAGCUUCCCCGGCGGAUCGUCUCCGGAUCCAGAGCCAUUCAUCCAUCUCGUCCGAACGACGAACACCUCCGAGCUACUCAGAAAGCAUCUUGCGUUGGCCUUUUACGCGCUACUAUCCCGCCGGCCUUCUACCUGGCGGACCAAUCUACUCGACGCAGAAGACCUCAACACCCUCGUGGUGCUGCACGAUCAAUGCGUGGUUGAUAACAUGGAUUAAAGAAGACCCCAGCACUUACUACUUUUACGGUCGUAAAGCCCAAGGUAGACCACGGCUGGAAAUUCGUCCAUCCGAAUGCAGUUGUAAACUGAAGGAGUUCAAGGACGAAGUGCUACUAGAUUGGAUGGAACACUCCUUGGAUCAUGUGGAUGUCAUUGAGUAUUUAGAACACCUUGCGGUCAUAGUCGAGGCGAACAGGUACCGUUGGAGGUUCUGCAACAGGAAUAACUGUAGGAGCAAGGCGGCCCCCUGGAUAAAGGAGAUGGCGAGGAUGUUUUAUGAUAGAAUGGAGGAGAUCAUCUUCCCGUCGCACGCGCAGACUGGCAACUAA
Messenger RNA from Pleurotus ostreatus (oyster mushroom), 1068 nucleotides. RefSeq lists its product as uncharacterized. The record is from RefSeq and is a predicted model, not a curated record. Bases 1 to 1068 code for a protein of 355 amino acids. The transcript is spliced from 2 exons. NCBI's taxonomy places the organism in Eukaryota, Fungi, Basidiomycota, Agaricomycetes, Agaricales, Pleurotaceae.